AUGCGGUUUGAUUAUCACCUGUCUCGACCUGGAAAUAGAGACGAGGCGAAAGAUUACUCGAAACACGGCAUAAUCUCCAUUACGAUCCUUACUCGAAGUAUUAACACCCAUUAUAUAUGCUUUCUGGUUACAAAGCUAACACCUGCCGAGGCCGUGCGCACGAUCCUCUCUAGCCCAGCUGCAGUGAUCUUGGAAUUUAACCAAUCAGUAUUCACAUGGUAUAGUCACUCCGGCAGUGGCAGCCUGGGGAGCCUAGAACCUACAAUCCAUCUUCGCUUUCGUUUUACUGGUAACUGUGCUACAUAUGUCUUGUGA
This is a messenger RNA of Morchella sextelata, 315 nucleotides long. RefSeq lists its product as uncharacterized. The coding region runs from base 1 to 315 and encodes 104 amino acids. Lineage: Eukaryota; Fungi; Ascomycota; Pezizomycetes; Pezizales; Morchellaceae. The transcript is spliced from 7 exons. The record is from RefSeq and is a predicted model, not a curated record.